UCCCAUAUCCUUUCACACUCGCGCUGCACCAGUCUCUGUUGAUACGCGUUAAACACAACAUACCAUGAAACAUUCGACUUACUUCUAUGUUAAACAUUUAGCCCGGCUUGGCGAAUAUAGGCUACUUCCCUCACAGACAGGUAGCGAUUUGUGCCAAGUUGAACGCUGUCUGCCACAUCACAAACAACCCAUAUCUAGAGCGCGGCAAAGGCGCGUCAAAUUUUGGUCUACUGCCAUCUGUUGUACAAUAAUAAUCAUAGCGCAAUUUUUCUUAAUAGUUUCUGUCUUUUUGCCAAACGCCCUUGAUACCUAUGAGACGACGCGCUUUACGUUUCACGACCGAUUCGACAGACAUGGAAAUUCAACAUACAAUGCUGCGGUAUGGAGCACAGGAUUAUCGCGCCUUGUCUUUCCAGUAAUGUGUCACUCUCACAACGAUUAUUGGAGACCUCAUCCUCUCUUUUCAGCGCUUGCUGUAGGCUGCGCAAGUGUCGAGGCAGAUGUAUGGCUUAGUCCAGAUGGAGAAGACCUUCUUGUCGGCCAUGACAAACUAUCACUUUCCUCAAGCUGGACACUACGAUCACUUUAUAUCGACCCGCUAUUACAGAUCUUAAACUCAAUGAAUCGGCCAGCGCCGCACGAGGCCUUCAGUUCCACAGCCCAAGCCUGUGGUGUCUUUGUCACGGAGCCGGAUAAAACAUUAAUACUGUUCAUUGAUGUGAAGGACGAUCCGGUGAAGACAUGGCCUUUGGUUCUUCAGCAGCUAGGGCCUUUGCGUGAUAUGAGAUACUUAUCUCGACACGACAGAACCAUGGCCACAAAUCAGACAUUCUGGCCUGGGCCCAUAACCAUAGUGGGCACAGGAAACAUCGUUAACCGGCGCGACAUAAAUAUAGGCACAAGCCUUGAAGAAUGGCAGCAGCGCCACGAUUCUUUUCUUGACGCUCCUUUACAUUUGCUUACUGAAACAGGAUUCAGUCAAAGUGACGAGUUUUACGGUCCCUAUGAAUUGGAAAAUGAAUUCUAUACUGCCUCGGCCCCUCUCAACAAGGCCAUUGGAAGUGUUCGGACGGGCUUCAGCAACCAGCAGAUGGAAACUCUGCGAAACCAGCUUCAAAUUGCAAAGCAUCGAAACCUGAAGUCAAGACUAUGGGGAUUACCUGAUUGGCCGAUAUCCCAUAGAGACUACGUAUGGAAAAUACUUAUGCGAGAGGGAAUUGAUUUAUUGAAUGCAGAUGAUAUCGCCAGUGCAGCGAUAAGCAUUGAGAGUCAGGCUAUAUAAGGGAAACCGCAUGGAUGGGUGUAAGUAUAUCCUAUCUGUUUUUCUACACCAUCGGGCUGAUCUAUUAUACGAGGCGAUUGGUAGUCCGAUACGUUUCCAUGAGAUAGGUAGAAGCAUGAAGGCAGUCACUACCCACGAAC
Fusarium redolens is the source of this 1422-nucleotide messenger RNA. RefSeq lists its product as uncharacterized. NCBI's taxonomy places the organism in Eukaryota, Fungi, Ascomycota, Sordariomycetes, Hypocreales, Nectriaceae. The record is from RefSeq and is a predicted model, not a curated record. Gene Ontology annotation, molecular function: phosphoric diester hydrolase activity. The transcript has 2 exons. Bases 65 to 1282 code for a protein of 405 amino acids. Gene Ontology annotation, biological process: lipid metabolic process.